UGCAGAGGAGGAUGUUACCUCUGGCUACUUGCCGCUAAGACUCCUAACAAAGAUGAGGCAGGCUCCAGCCAGAAGUGGGGGUGACGUGUCCAACUGCCUGAAGGCCACAGGGCCAUGUUGAAUAGGAGAUGAGCACGGAGACCACGUGUUAGACCCCAGGAGUUCCACGGAGACAGUGUUGCCUGGGCCUGGGAUCGAAGAUCAAGAGGGUGGCUCAGUAACACACUGGCCCGGUCACAUGACAGACCAGUCCUUGGAGUGAACUGGGAAACAAGGAGGCUGCUUUGGCGUGGAGCUGAGAACAUCUCCCGAUCUCACUGGAAGGCGGAGAGAAGCCGCCAGGGAACCCGCCACAGCCUGUGCCAGGAUGACAUUCAGGUGAACCUCUGAUACAUUUCCUGUAGCAAGAGAAGGUAGCCAACAUGAAGGAAAAUGUGGCAUCUGCAACUGUUUUCACUCUGCUGCUUUUUCUCAACACUUGUCUUCUGAAUGGACAGUCACCUCCUGGGAAACCUGAGGUCUUUAAAUGUCGUUCUCCCAAUAAGGAAACGUUCACCUGCUGGUGGAGGCCUGGAGCAGAUGGAGGACUUCCUACCAAUUAUUCACUGACUUACCACAAGGAAGGAGAGACACUGAUACAUGAAUGUCCAGACUACGUAACCGGUGGCCCCCACUCCUGCCACUUUGGCAAGCAGUACACCUCCAUGUGGAGGACAUACGUCAUCACAGUCAACGCUACUAACAAGAUGGGAAGCACUUUGUCAGAUGAACUCUACGUGGACGUGACUUACAUAGUUCAACCAGACCCUCCUCUGAAUGUGGUUGUGGAAGUAAAACAGCCAGAAGACAAAAAACCCUAUCUGUGGAUUAAAUGGUCUCCACCUACCCUGAUUGACUUAAAAACUGGUUGGUUCACGCUCCUAUAUGAAAUUCAAUUAAAACCCGAGAAUGCAGAGGAAUGGGAGACCCAUUUUGCUGGGCAGCAAACAGAGUUUAAGAUUCUCAGCCUACAUCCAGGACAGAAAUAUCUUGUCCAGGUUCGCUGCAAGCCAGACCAUGGAUACUGGAGUUCAUGGAGUCCAGAAUACUCCAUUCAGAUACCUAGUGAGUUCACCAUGAACGAUACAACCGUGUGGAUCUCUGUGGCUGUUCUUUCUGCUGUCAUCUGUUUGAUUAUUGUCUGGGCAGUGGCUUUGAAGGGCUAUAGCAUGGCGACCUGCAUCUUUCCGCCAGUUCCUGGGCCAAAAAUAAAAGGAUUUGAUGCUCAUCUGUUGGAGGAUGGUGACUUUUGGUCUGGGAUCCUCAUGACACCCAUUUCAAUAAAAGGAAAAGGACAGUAAAAUAGGAGAUAGGAAGUUUCCAGAGAUUUGGGCAUCUAAGGAUUCCAUGAAAUGCUGAGACUAACCCACUAAAUCCAAUUUUUAUUGGACAUGGUAAAUCUAAAUCUGUUCAGUGUUUUGAGUUUAUGUCUAAGAGAGGUACAUAAUUCACAACACUGUAGUGCUGGCAGCUGUUUUGUCCACACCAAUUCCUUUGAUUUAAUGCUCUGAUUUCAAUUCAGAAGGUAUUGAGACAUGCAAAGUCUCAAAAUAGGAAAAACCUAUCCUGUUUAUAAGAUGUGGUCAAUAAAUAGACCACAGAUAAUCUUAAUUAAUUAACAUUCUACUUGCUGCUGAUUAAAAAGAAAAAACUUCAGCAACUGAAGUAGGACUAUAAAAAACAAACUUUAAUAGUUAUGGUCAAAUUAUGCUUCACUUGGAUAAAACUCAAAAUGUAGUCUGAGGUUUUUUUGUGCACAUUUUGCAAAUCCUGGGGGAAACAUGUUUUUAUCAUGUUAUCUGAAAAACUAUAUGGCAAAGAUACCUCUGAAAAACAAUUUGUUUUAUAAAAUUCCUGAAAAGACAAUUUUGAAUUUUUAAAAGUAACUACCUCCCCUUUGUAUCCUAAUGUCCUUCCUUCAAAGCCGCUUAUAGUUUAGAAAUGAAAGGUGUCACGUCUCAUGCUUUGAUUGCUUUUCAGUGGAAUAUCUGAUAUAUUUGCCAAGUGGCAUUUCUGACUUUACAGUAACUGUUACAUUAUUUUGUACUAUAUUGCUUUAUGUGGUUUGAAAAUAGUAUACACCACAUUGAAAUAUGUAAUCUUCAUGUUGUGAAACUCAUCACGUAAGACAAAUGAAAAUCAUUACUUAAUAACUUACAAUCUAUUUGUAUGUAAUUUCAACAUGAUUGUGUCUAUGACUGUAAAACAAAACUGAAAAAAUAUGUAAUAUAUUUCUGUUGAAACCGUGAAUGUACUAAUUUUUUUCUCAAUCUUUGUCUAGAAGCAGGAUUCUCUGUCAUUCAUUGUACAGCUGCUCUGGGGUAUUACACAUUUAAAGUACAAUCCAACAGUUGUUUAAAAGUCAGCCUCUUGGCUCUGUUUCAUGUGACUGCUGAUGCCUCAUGAGUGUUCUUUGCAUAAUGAGGCUUGCUUUUGUGUUUUAUCAUUCAUUGUAAAUAAUUGAAGAGUCUCAUUGGAAACCAAAGCAAUCUAGAACCAGCCUGUUGGGUGACUGUGUCUUCUGUAAGCCAUAUUGAAGUGAAGCUAUAUGUAAUAGCUUAAGAUUCCAUAUUUUCAAAGCUAGCACUACCUCUGCUUUUCCUCUUUCCCUAGAAAAUGCCAAGCAAAAUUCCCCAACGCUAAGUGAGAAAUUAGAAGUCACUGUUAUAAUUAAAUUGCUGGGGUUGUUUUUGUUUUGGUUUUUUUUACACCUUCUAAUUCACCGCUUUGCAGGGUUAUGCAAGUUUCUGAAUAACCAUUCUUAUAUUUUUACAUUUUAUAAAAACUGGCUGCAAGAGGUUCCGAAAGAAUGUGUCGUAAGUCAUCAGAUUAAAAACCCACAAAACAGUAGACUGCAGAUUUUUUCCUAACUAUAAGUCACCUUAUAGUUGUCCAAAGCCGUGAUAAUGAUAUCUCUUACAAAUUGACUUCUGUAACCCCCCUAAAAAUAACUCUCUUCCUUAUUUGGUUUUAGCCAUCAAACAUGGUAUGAUAUGGGAAAAGUCAGCCAUUUACAAGGAAUAAUCUUGUUUUGAUUUUAAAAACUCAUUUAUAUAUGUAGUUAUUGUAAUGUCUGUUUUUUAGACUUAAACAAUUGUAGAAAACUACAGUCAUCUGAUUUGUUAUUUUGCAUUUUUCAUUCUGUUAAUCUUUGCUUACGGCACAUUGUGCUCUCUGUUUUCCAUGGUUUUAUUCAUUUGUCUCCUUCUAUUUUGAGGGAACAACAUGGGUAGUUAAAUCUUUGUCAAUAGUAUGGGAGAUAACACUAGCUGCUAUUAUCGUAACAUCUUCAUUUUUACUGCAUGCCAAAAACUGUGCUUGCCAAACAAAAAUCUUAGACAUCCCAAUACAAUAUGUUCAUUAUAUUCCUAUUCACAUCGUUAUUGAAAAUACCCAGCUCAAUGCCUGGCUCAAUAAAUGUUUAAUUCCCCUACCUACGCUUGCUCUAUUUUUUUUUUUAUUUGAAAUGGAGAUGAGCAAAAUAAUGUAAGCAUGGCUGAAGCAAUUUUUUGGACAUUUCUUGCUGCUAAAAGAUCUAUAAUCAGGACAUUGUUUAUGUAAGUUGGACCAAAAAAAUCUUCCUCUUUAUGUCCACCCUUCCAUAUGAUUGCAAGACAAAAUUUCCCUCCUUUACCUCAUCCCUGUAACGUGGGAGGCUGAGAAAAAUGAGGGGAGAUGGAACCAGAUACAAGGAGAUUCAAUAAGAGAAGCUUAUUUAAAUAUUGUGAAAUAAAGAAAGAGCCAAACCAUUUUUUAAACCGGGGAAUCCUUUUGAACAGUUAUUAUUUAUCCAUAUUAUUAACACCUUUUCUGACAAAAUUCUUCAGCUGAAGUGUAAGUGGAUAAUCUUUUACUUUUAAUGGAUCUAGACCUAGAAAAUGUCACUCACUGUUCAUGUUUAUACUGCAGAAUUGUGAAAUGGUGUGUGGAUUUGCUUUACAAGUUCUUCUCUGCUUCCUCUUAAUUCUCUAAUGCCAUGUCUUACAGAAGAAUGAGAAAUUUCUUUCUUACUUGAGUAUCAUGCUCUAAAAAACUUGGCUUCAGUCAAAGGAAUGCUAGCUUUCCUGUGCUUAUAUUGAAGCCAUCUGCCUUUAAUUCUUCAACCCUCUUAUAUUUUUAAGGUACAAAAUUUGAAAUCUUAGUCACUAGACACAAGAUGCAUACAAUUAAUGAUGAGCUGGAGGAGUAAUAUGUAGCUAAUUUUUCAAAAGUAUUGAAUGUACUUUCCCAACAGAAAACAGAAAUUAAAUAUUGCCGCAUUUUGCCAGAAUCCCAUCUGAAACCUUAAGCUUGUCAGAUUUCGUACAACCUACUAAUCAAGUUUUAUACAUUCGAAAUCUCCCUAGUUUUGGGGGACCUGGAAGAUGCAACUUUCAUUUCCAUAGAAAUUUGCAAAUCUUGGGGUAAGGGAGCAGUGGGGGUACUAGGGAGAAGGGUAAGAUAUAGGAUUAUUGAAAAGUCCCCAAGAGGGACCUUCCUGACCAGAAUAUGCAGAUAAUUCCUGCUGGCUUUAACUUUGAAAGUUCCUCGAAACCAUCCAGAUGAAACUGAGCCUGUUUUUUGAUAUUGUCAGAUGUAUUCUACUUUGGAGGUUCCAACGCCUAAACUGGAAUUCUUUUAUUUACACCCUCUCCACCGUUCCCCACACCACCCCUCAAUUCCUGCUGCCCCUGCUGAUGCUAAGCAUUUUUCUCUUGUUAUGAUCAGGUUCACAUUAAAACAGAUACUUACAAACUGACUUGAAGCAAAGAUACUUUUAUGAAUGUGACAAAAUAUUUUCUUGAGAAAAGGAAAGAGGACAUCAUCAGUCAAAUAAAACACCGUGUGGAUGUUGAUUGGUGAACACUGGUGUAAGAAAAGGAAGCUCAGGAAUUUUUAUUACUGUAUUUAUAAACGAGUUUGAAAGAAUUUGUAAAUGCCACUGGUACAUUUUUAAGGUGACACAUUUGCUUCUUAUAAAGUUAUUAAAAAUUACAGGGUAAGCUUAAAUGACAUUCGCCAGUAGUUUUACUUUACGUAAUCAAUACUGAUAUCGUUGCUGAACUAUGUAACUUUAUGAUGCAUUUUGCAGUCCCUUUUCAGAGAAAAUGCUUUUGCAAUGGUAGCAAUGUUCAGUUUAAAUUGACUUAAUAAAUUAUUAUCUGAGCAAUG
Saimiri boliviensis boliviensis (Bolivian squirrel monkey) is the source of this 5190-nucleotide messenger RNA. It is a transcript of the gene PRLR, whose product is annotated as prolactin receptor. Gene Ontology annotation, cellular component: external side of plasma membrane; signaling receptor complex; membrane. Gene Ontology annotation, molecular function: cytokine binding; prolactin receptor activity; peptide hormone binding. Gene Ontology annotation, biological process: cytokine-mediated signaling pathway; positive regulation of cell population proliferation. NCBI's taxonomy places the organism in Eukaryota, Metazoa, Chordata, Mammalia, Primates, Cebidae. The record is from RefSeq and is a predicted model, not a curated record.